AUGGAUUCCAACAGCAAUAUCGUUAUCAUUGGAGCGGGCCUCUUCGGUCUCACAACCGCCAAGCAGCUCGUCCUGGAAGGUCACAAGAACAUCACUGUGAUUGACAGGCAUAUGCCCCCGGUUCCUGACGGUUCAAGCUCAGAUAUUUCCCGAAUCAUUCGGUUUGACUAUGGCGACGGCGAUUACUGCUCUCUCGCCUACGAAGCCUAUCAAAGAUGGUCUCAAAAUCCCAAGUACAAGGGCAUUUUCUAUCCAGCUGACUACAUCAUCGCUGGCUCGCGGAAAACUGCUGAGAAGUCCUGGACGGAUAAGACGAGAGCUCGACUUGAAGAGCGAAAUCUGCCGUAUACCAUACUUCCUGAUCCAGCAGCUGCGAAGCAAAUGUUUCCUAUCCUGACGGGAGAACUUGCUCAGCCGAAUUGGGAGGGCUAUCAUAACAAAUCCGGUGGUUGGGCUGAUGCUAACAAGGCGAUUAAGCAACUGCGCGAUGAGUGCCUUGAGCUUGGUAUCUCGUUCAUCUCUGGUCGAGCUGGCACUGUUGUUGGAUUUGACAGUGAUGCUGGGGGUGUUAUUAAGACUGUCCAUACAUUUGGAGGUACUCCUGUUGCUGGAGACCACUUCAUCCUUGCAACAGGUGCUUGGUCUUCCGGCCUAGUCCCCACAUACAACUCGACGCUGUCUACGGCUCAAGCACUGGGUUUUCUUCGCCUCACAGACGAGGAGAUGAUUAAGUACAAGGAUCUCCCCAUCUACGUCAACUACUCUACUGGGUGGUUCAACUUCCCUCCCCAUGAGGAUACCAAGAUGCUCAAGUUUGCUGUCCAUGGCUGGGGAUAUACUCGAGCACCUUCAAAGGGCGAUAACAAUAACGUCAAGUCUAACAUCUCCGUCCCACCUCCAGUAUCACGAGAGCGCAAGAACUUUGUCCCGGCGGACGCUGAGCAACGUCUUCGAGAUGGACUGCGUGAAAUCUUACCUGAGCUUGGAGAUCGGGAACUGGAGAGGGCUGCGCUGUGCUGGUACACUGAUACACCUACUGGUGACUUUAUCAUGGACUACCACCCUGAUUACAAGAACCUUUUUGUAGGCGGAGGUGGAAGUGGACAUGCGUUCAAGUUCCUCCCUGUUCUGGGCGAAUGCAUGACAGCCGCCAUCAAGAAGACCCUCCCCAGUCAUUUGACAGAGAAGUGGCGCUUCCAUACAGAGUAUGAGCAUCGCGAGGACACGUUCUUAGGUGACGGUAGUCGCGGCGGCCCUGAGAGGCGAGACUUAAGUGCUGCCGAGAAAGCAAGAUUGGAUGGCGAGGAAAGGUCGAAGUUGUAA
This is a messenger RNA of Fusarium coffeatum, 1323 nucleotides long. RefSeq lists its product as uncharacterized. The record is from RefSeq and is a predicted model, not a curated record. Lineage: Eukaryota; Fungi; Ascomycota; Sordariomycetes; Hypocreales; Nectriaceae. Bases 1 to 1323 code for a protein of 440 amino acids. Gene Ontology annotation, molecular function: proline dehydrogenase activity; flavin adenine dinucleotide binding; L-pipecolate oxidase activity. The transcript is spliced from 3 exons.